Molecule: messenger RNA, 2967 nt
Organism: Aspergillus bombycis
Lineage: Eukaryota; Fungi; Ascomycota; Eurotiomycetes; Eurotiales; Aspergillaceae
Product: putative Chromo domain protein Chp1p
Exons: 4
Coding region: 1-2967 (988 amino acids)
Source: RefSeq, a predicted model, not a curated record
AUGACUGAGACCAGUGAUGAUGAUAUUUCUCUCACCUCGACUGUCCCUAGCCCACCGAAAGAGAACUACUAUGUGGAUACCAUCCAUGCUGAGCGUGAGACUUCGCAGGGAAUCGAAUAUCUCGUAGGAUGGGAAGAUUAUCCUAUCGAGAGGAGUAGUUGGGAGACGGCUGCCCAGUUUGAUGAUGAGCAGACUCUGCUCGACUGGGAGGAGAAAAAAAGAGAGAUUGCAGCAGGAAGGCUGCAAGAGUUUGAUGUCGCUGAUUUCAACAGACGUCUGUAUGAAGCUGAACAAGCCCGCCAAAAACGAAAGCACAAGCGACAUUUGACGAGAGAAGAGCUUGCGAAAGGCCAGCUGGGGCUAUCAAACACCGGUUUAUUCAGCUCCACGUCAAAUAGCUCUGGGUUCGCAGAUUCUGAUGUAACGCGGAAUCCUUGUGCUCAUACUGCAAACGCAUACUCAAGCAGAGCGACAAACCAGUCCCAGGCCGGGCCUGCCCGUUCUCAAUCUAUACGUGGUGAGCUAACAAGACCACCCCUAGUUGGAUUUGGGACUGGUCGUGGUGGCAUAAUUCGCUCUCGUCCUCCGAGAACCUAUGAUGCUGAUCCCUCUGCUCCCCCCAAGAGGUUCAAGCUUCUGUCAACGAAAAACAGAUAUGAGAAGGCAAGGGCUUAUGAGCCCGCUCCAGACGUCAACAAACUUGAGCUUAUGAGGCCAUCAGAGUGGUCCUCUACUCCUGCCAUCUAUUCAGCCAAUCCUGGACCUCAGCAUCAUACCAGCCUCAAGGAGCAGGAGCCAGGUGAAAGCCCAAGAAGGAUGAUUAGUGAUGUCACUGAUAUUGACACGCCCGUCUCUCAGCCUCAGCAAUCUCGCUUGAUUGAUUCGAAUAGGUCAAACCAUACUUCGCCUCUUUCCGACAGGCCUCGCCGUUUGUUUGACAGAUCACGAGACCUCUAUCUCCCACGGCGAAGGCCUGGUCCUGAGGCUAAGUGGAUCAAAGGGGAAAGGGGAAGUUAUUUUGUCAACCCCAGAGAACUUCUAUGUUCCUUAUAUUAUGGGCCUGAUAAAAGGGAGAUUGGUGAAGUUAGGAUGUGCGGUUUAGACAAUAUCAGGAGAAGCAGAUUUCUUAGGACCAAGAAAGGUCACGCCCUCGAAAUCUGGUUUCAACACCUCUGUAACCUUACAGACUACAAUAAUCUGUGCAAAAAUACACCAAAUGAAAAAUUUUGGAAUGGCUGGGUCGAGGGGUUUGACAGUUCUGAACCAGACAUCUAUCGCUUUGGGAAAGAGCUCAGCCAAAGAAAUCUGGUGGCUAUAUGUAUUCCUGAAAUACAGGGCCAUGAUGUAUUACUUGCAUAUCCACCAGAUUCCGAGGAUUUUGGUUUCUUGGAUGGGGACUUUAGAGGCCCUCGUGACAUCUUUCUUCAUACUGCCGUGAGAAGUCCGUUAGGACCCAUUGGGGGACUGGCUCUUGGUAUACAAGGACAAUGUGGUCACCUGACAGAAGCAACUACAGAGAUAGUGAAUUCUUCACAUACUAACACUGUUUUUGCAAACAAACAAGCAUCUGAGGCUCAAAGAGAGCGGGGAUUUUUAAACCAAGAAAAUGGACCUUGGAUUAUCGAGGGCUCUAAUGCACGCAUAGGCCUGGAACCGAGACCGCACGCAAACACAGCUACAUCACUGGUGAAUCGUCGCACUUCUAGUGAUUCAAUACCAGUUCUGCAGAGGAGGGCAUCUGGAAUCGACCACAUGGAUAUUGACCAGGGUUCUAAAGACCCCACGGCUGCUGCUAAUAGCGAUAAAAGGCAGCCACCAUUGGGCAUUCAACUUCCUUUUGACUUGGACCAUGAAUUCGAGAAGAGAUUCGGGGUGACGUUCCAGACCUUGGCAACAGUGGCAGAGAAACGUUUAGCAGGGUCCUUCUGUGUACUGUUUCCACAGGGCCCCGGGGGCAUUGAAGAAUGCCAAGCGGUUGUUGAAUUUCUCAAAGCUCACAAUAGUGACAAAUACAGGGCUAUUAUUUACUCUAACCGCACUCCCGAAGAUUGGGAAAAGUUCACUCAAGCGAAGAAUGGAGUCAUCCUGGUUCAUGAAAGCUUUCUGGAAUUCUACAAGCUGCAGGACCUUAAUAACUUAUGUCGCCAGUCCACAUUCAACUUUUGGUGCUUCUCUUUGAACAGAGAAUUAAGUGAUAAUCAGCCGUAUUUCCGACGUAUGCUCCAAACGGGCGGAGUUAUUUUGAUUACUGGAGACUACAUACUGAGCGAUCCGAGAGGUACUGUCGUUGUACUAUCUUGGUUUGAAGAGUAUGCGAAGGGCAAGUAUCCGGGAACAUGGAAGCUAAUGCUGCCCCCGGACGUAUUAAAUUGGGUGCAAAAGCAGAUUGAGGUCACCGUGAACUCAAAUUUUCUUUGGCUCACAAUGUACCACCUCAUUCUGCGAAUUACCGCCCUCGGAGAUGCGAAGUCCCGGAAUAUCCUCACUGGCGCAGAAGCCGGCUAUACACCAAACACGGUCAUCUCUCCUUCGAAACUGCCAGGAUAUGGUUUUCGUACAGAUGACGAGAUCCCAGAUAUCCCUAAAAACAAAACUCUAACCCAAGAACAGCGAAAUGCUGAUCACCUCAUUGAGUUUUACGCUGGCUGGGCCCUGAUCAACUGUUACCAGUUCCGAAAGUUCCUCGUGCUCACAGCCUCCACGCUUCCACGUUGGGAUGAAUGGCAACAUUUACAAAUCUACGUGGGCUCCUCAGCAAUCAUGAAAUCUCUGGAAAUCAACUACAAGUGGCACUGGGAAAAGCUUAAGCAAUCUGCGAGAUCGAAUCCCCACUCAGAGAGGAGUUCUCAGACCCCUUUUACACCCCAAACUCCUAGGGCUGGUUCUCUGAGCGAGUCAGCUACUUCUAGAGCGACGUCAUCCUAUAUCCCUCCCCUCACGCACCACUAUCCCCAGCCAUAUCAGUGA